Messenger RNA from Cuscuta campestris, 2554 nucleotides. The record is from the annotation of a GenBank genome assembly. Lineage: Eukaryota; Viridiplantae; Streptophyta; Magnoliopsida; Solanales; Convolvulaceae.
GUUUUGGGGUCACACUUGCCACAUUCUUCUUCAUACCACAAUACCAUUCAGUUACAUCCCAAAUCCCAAUCUUGACUGCACUGUUUCAUUCCCCCCUCUACUGGGAAAACAAAUUCCUCUUCUUUUUUGUUUGAUUUUUUGUAUUUAACAUUGCUUCUCAAAAGCUAAAAUUCAAGAAAAAUGGAGUUCCUAGCUCAAAUAAUGAAUCCCACAGUAGUGAUUUGAGAGGAGGGUUCAGGUUGUUGGAGUGCUGAGGAUGAGUUUGAGAGAAGAGAGUGGGGAAGGGGGGAGGAGAAGAUUGGGUGUGGGAAGGAGCAGGGGUGUUCUUGUGGCUGUUAAAGCUUCCAUGAAUGUCCCAAGAGAUGCCCUUGUGUGGGCCCUCACCCAUGUUGUUCUCCCUGGAGAUUCUGUUAAGCUCUUGGUGGUCAUUCCAGAUCAUCAUUCUUCAAGUAGAAAACUGUGGGGAUUUCAAAGAUUUGGCAGCGAUUGUGCAUCGACUAACUGGAAUUCGUUCUCAGGAACCCCUGCAGAUCAAAAGGAUUACAUCACAGAUUCGUGCGCCCAGCUCGUGCUCCAACUUAAUCAUCUUUUUGAUCCAAAUAAAGUAAGGCUGAAGAUCAAAGUCAUUUCUGGGUCAGACUGUGGGAUUGUUGCUGCAGAAGCCAAGAAAACUCAUUCUCAUUGGGUGGUUUUGGACAAGAGGAUGAAGAAAGAAGCAAAAAGUUGUGUAGAAGAACUAGAGUGCAACGUCGUGAUCAUGAUGAAAAAGAGUCACCCAAAGGUGCUUCGUUUGAAUCUCCUCGGAUCACCAAGCUGCGACACUAGAGAUGUCUCUGGACCAGAAACAUCAAGGACAAAGAUGGUAGAAGAACUCACUGAUACCUGCAAUGAGAUUCAGGUGCCAAACGCGACUCCAGUUAGCAGCCCAGAUCAUAAAACAAGCAUUGACGCAGCUAGGACUUCAUCCUCAGUCUCUGGAUAUAUCUCUGAGAUCAAUUGGGACAUAAAGAAAAUCGGAUUUUCCCAUUACCCUUUUGAUGACGAAUCUGAUACAAACACAGAUAGUGAAAAUCUGUGUUCUUCUCCCUCAACAACCAUGUCUUCCAAGCAAUGGACGACAACAGACUCCACUUUCAGUUUACAAAGAUUGUCCACAAACAACAUUCUGAGUACUGUUACUGUUAAGGAUGAGUCACAUGUGAAAUUCUUUGAAGAAGAUCAAGAACUCAAAAGAGGAGGAGCAAAUGAUGGGAUCGGGAGAAGCUCAAUGGAACUGACCAAGAACUUGAGAAAGAUUGCAACUUUAUCCAAUAAAGCUCUCCUUGAGCCACCUCCACUGUGUUCAAUGUGUCAGCGCAAAGCACCUGUGUUUGGGAAACCGCCGAGGUGGUUCAAGUUUGCUGAGCUGGAAAACGCGACCAACGGGUUUUGUCAAGACAAUUUCUUGGCUGAAGGUGGGUAUGGGUCUGUGCACCGCGGGGUGUUGCCAGAUGGGCAGGCUAUAGCAGUGAAGCAAUACAAAUCUACUAGUUCUCAGGGUGACCAGGAAUUUUGCUCAGAAGUUGAAGUCUUGAGCUGUGCGCAGCACCGAAAUGUUGUGCUUUUGAUUGGGUUUUGUGUGGAGGAUGGAAGAAGGUUGCUUGUUUAUGAGUACAUUUGCAAUGGAUCCUUGGAUGCUCAUCUUUAUGGGCGCAAGAAGAAAGAUCCUUUAAGCUGGCCUGCAAGACAGAGAAUUGCAAUUGGGGCUGCCCGGGGACUGAGAUAUCUUCAUGAGGAAUGCAGAGUGGGAUGCAUUGUGCACCGCGACAUGCGUCCUAAUAACAUUCUUCUUACCCAUGAUUUUGAGCCAAUGGUUGGAGACUUUGGACUGGCGCGAUGGCAACCCGAUGGAGACUUGGGUGUCCAAACAAGAAUAAUUGGAACAUUCGGGUACUUGGCUCCAGAGUAUGCCCAAAGUGGCGAAAUAACUGAAAAAGCAGAUGUGUACUCCUUUGGUGUCAUACUUGUGGGACUCAUCACGGGAAGAAAAGCUAUGGAUGUUAACCGUCCCAAGGGCCAACAGUCCCUCACCGAGUGGGCACGGCCUUUGCUGGAAAAGAGUGCCAUUGCUGACCUUCUAGACCCUUUCUUGAUGAACUGCGGCUAUGUAGAAGAAGAGGUGUAUUCGAUGAUGCAUUGUGCCGCGUUGUGCAUCCAACGGGACCCUCUCUCACGACCUCGGAUGUCUCAGGUACUUAGGAUGUUGGAGUGUGACAUUUAAGAUUGGCAUGGGGAGAAACAUAAAAGGAGGCAUGGAUGAACAAGAAUGAUAAGAAUAUGGAACUUCCAAAAGCUUCCCACAUGAGACAAUGGAAUCAUCUAAUGAAAAGGAUAAAAUCAUUGUGGAGCCAUUUCACUCAUUGGGGAUGAUGUAUACUCACUAUAUACCUUUAUAAUUGUUAUAUACUUCUUUCCUCCCUAAAUAAUCUUCUCAUUUAUUAUCCACAAGAUCAAAUUAUUUUUUUCUUUCCCUGUUUUAUUUGAUCUGUUGAUAAAAUAAAAUAGUCUUGUAAUC